AUGUCAACGCUCUUCCAAGACCCCUGGUCGCGUAUCCUUCUCGAAAACUUCAUGCUUCGGACAGCUGGUGUCCUCGCUGCGAGAAAGACUACAGAGAACCCCUAUCUGACUUGUGUGCUCCCGCGAGCAUUAUCUGACGAGCUGAUUCUCCAUUGCGUCCUGGCCUUGAGUGCUACCCAUCGAGCUCAUGAAGAUGCCACCACCUUUGAUUACGAAAGUCUCAACAGCAGACAUUACGUCUUGGCCCUCCGCCAGCUAAGGCGAGAUUUGUCCAAGGCUAUGGAUGCCAGCGCCGAGGAAAAAUUGCGUCUACUUCUAGCCACAAAUUUGUUGGCUACCCUUGAGGCCGUAGGGGGCAACACACACGGUGCUGCGUUUUACCACCUCCACGCCAGUCAGCCUUUUUUGCCGGCCGCAUUUACCGCGCCCUUGAAAUCAACUCAAGCUGAGCUAGUAUCCUUCUUGGCUGAAUCACACGCUUACAUGUGUCUGGUUGCCAAUAUUACCUUUCCCAGCGAUGAGGUCGCCCAAAGUCUAUUGACAGAUCCUUUUCUCUCCUCACUGGAGCAUCUUCGUGCGGAAGGAACGUACGGUGUAAUGUUUGGCUGUGCGCAUGGUCUGUUUCAGCUCAUUCCGAGCAUCUGCAACCUGGCCACAACCCGAAUACAAGAAAAACAACACGGGGUGGCAUCCUCUGACACUCUAGCUCUUUAUUAUCACCUUGAACAUCAGAUUCGCAGCUGGCGAGUCCCUUCCGAUCUCUCGGUUCAAGGUGAAUGGUAUGACCAACUGUCGGCGGCAGCGGAAAUCUACCGUCAUGCUUUGCUAAUCUUUACACACACGGCAUAUGAGUGCUCCCCGACAGCCACCGAAGAGACGAUGAGUAAACUGCAGCCUGAAAUCGACGCGGUCUUCCCUCUGGCCCAGCAACUGUUCUCUUAUGGGAGUUUCCCUCCGAUGGCGACCAUUAUGCUUUGGCCAGCCAUGGUCUUGGGCUCAUGUCUCCGGCGUUUGGAAGAUCGGAGAUUACUGCGGGAAGUUCUAUUGGACUUCCCUCUGAGAAUGGGAAUAGUCAGGCAGGCUGCGGCGUUACUGGACUUACUCUGGGAUGAUGCAGCUGACGAUCAAUUGUUUGGGCCACUGGGUUUGCACGUUGUCAUGGCAAAGAACGGAAUUAGCUUCUGCAUGGCUUAA
Molecule: messenger RNA, 1194 nt
Organism: Exophiala spinifera
Lineage: Eukaryota; Fungi; Ascomycota; Eurotiomycetes; Chaetothyriales; Herpotrichiellaceae
Exons: 2
Coding region: 1-1194 (397 amino acids)
Biological process (GO): positive regulation of transcription by RNA polymerase II
Cellular component (GO): nucleus
Molecular function (GO): transcription cis-regulatory region binding; DNA-binding transcription factor activity
Source: RefSeq, a predicted model, not a curated record